ACGUGGCCCUCUGUGCUAGUCGGAAGCGAGAGGACUGGCAACCUGCGACAGCAUCACACAUCAGAAAGGCAACGAACUAAAUUACACAUCAGCAAAAAAUAACAAUGGUGACUGACGUGCAGCUAGCCAUCUUCGCCAACAUGUUGGGUGUGUCUCUGUUCCUGCUGGUGGUUCUAUAUCACUACGUAGCCGUCAACAACCCCAAGAAACUGGAGUAGAACUGCCCUGGAGAGCAGGUGGCGGCUGAAGGAGACCAGAGAGGGCAGCAGUGAGUCAUCCUCCCUCUUCUUCUCUCCCUCCCAGAGAGGGCAGCAGUGAGUCAUCCUCCCUCUUCUUCUCUCCCUCCCAGAGAAGGCAGCAGUGAGACGCCUGUGAGGAGAGGCCAUGAGUCAUCCUCCCUCUUCUUCUCUCCCUCCCAGAGAGAGCAGCAGUGAGACGCCUGUGAGGAGAGGCCAUGAGUCAUCCUCCCUCUUCUUCUCUCCCUCCCAGAGAGCAGCUGUAGACCUGUCUGUCUCUCUAAGCCUGUACAGGAGUGUUUUCUAAUAAACUGUCAACAAAUGCC
Messenger RNA from Coregonus clupeaformis (lake whitefish), 562 nucleotides. Its product is annotated as dolichyl-diphosphooligosaccharide--protein glycosyltransferase subunit 4. The transcript has 3 exons. Gene Ontology annotation, cellular component: oligosaccharyltransferase complex. Lineage: Eukaryota; Metazoa; Chordata; Actinopteri; Salmoniformes; Salmonidae. The record is from RefSeq and is a predicted model, not a curated record. The coding region runs from base 105 to 218 and encodes 37 amino acids.